AUGAAACAGCAAAAUGCGCUUGGCAUCAACAGGAUUCGCCUUGUCGGCGUCACAGAUCGUCGCCGUUCUGACCCUCUGGCGCCCGGCCCGUCAUCCAGUCUCGCACCUGAAGAUUCGACUGGCGACGUCGAUGCCGCAGCGGACGGUUUUGACGAGCUCAUUUUCGAAGAUGAGUCUUAUUGCAACUCCGACGGAUACACUGCCGCGGACGUCGUUGAUGAAGUGGAUGAGGACUCACCGCUAGAAAACGAUGUCAGAGGCAAGCGUAAAGUCACUGGCUUACCUCCCAAGAAGUCGCAUUGGACGCCAGAGGAGUUGACCGAGUUGGCGGCUGCCAUGUGGAUGGCCAAGGACGACUUCGAUUCCAUGAAAGGGAAGCAGGGCGCUCAGUUCUGGAAGAAGCUGAGGCGUGUAAUGCGUAUCGCCAACCCUACUUGGAGGCGUCCCUCCAAGGCAAUGUCGAAGCAGUGGCCUCGUCUGAAGCAGCGUAUGGACGAGAUCUUUGCGGAGGAAAACACGACCAGAAUUGAGCCGCAGCCUCGUCCGGAAUGGUUCCAGUACGUCGACAACUGGUGGAAUGCAAACAUGGCGCCAAACCCGCACGUUGUGGAUGAAGAUGCAAACGCGCCAAUGCCUUCAAUCCCGGUGCGUCGUCGCGCCACGGAGUCCGCCGCAUAUGCCGGGCAUAUGCUCGUUGCGGAGACUAUGGCGCGGAGUAUGGCAGAGCGCGGUAACAGGCAGGAUGCUCCGUGGGACAGGCAAAUUGCAGUCCUGGAGCGCAUGGCGCCAAUGCCUCCGCACAACACCGUUCCGCCAACACAGGCACCGAAUGCCGCCGGCAAUCGCAGCGGCACUCCUUCACCCGGAACCUGCGCUGCAUCUGGAUUUACUACACCCGCUUCCUGGUUUCCCCCUCGCCCCGCACCUCCCACUCAUGUGCCCUCUCCGCCUGCGAUGGCUCCCUUCGCAACCCAGAAUGUUGGCGAUACGGGCACCGCGAGGCAGCUGUACGCGGACCCGUCCUUCCUGCAGCAUAUCCCCGUGCCGAUCGCCAUGGAUAGCAACGGGCAGUGGUUCUUCACUGCUCCUGCGGCGGAGGGACCUCGCCCUCAUGGCGCCUAA
Messenger RNA from Closterium sp. Naga37s-1, 1122 nucleotides. NCBI's taxonomy places the organism in Eukaryota, Viridiplantae, Streptophyta, Zygnematophyceae, Desmidiales, Closteriaceae. The record is from the annotation of a GenBank genome assembly.